Messenger RNA from Gymnogyps californianus (California condor), 2391 nucleotides. RefSeq names its product coiled-coil domain containing 110 (gene CCDC110). NCBI's taxonomy places the organism in Eukaryota, Metazoa, Chordata, Aves, Accipitriformes, Cathartidae. The transcript is spliced from 5 exons. The record is from RefSeq and is a predicted model, not a curated record. Bases 1 to 2391 code for a protein of 796 amino acids.
AUGGAUAGUGUGGCCAAAGCAGCCUCCUGCGGAGGAACCGACAUCGGUGGGAGGAAAACCAGUACAGAGGAGAGCCAGUGCUGGAAUGAAGGGCUGUCCCGCCUUCUCCGGGUCCAGCCCCCACACCUGACCGGCGUGGCGGUGACACAAGAUAAUCACACAGUAGGAGCAGAAGACCCAACUGACCUGCAAACACCACUGGAAGUUCUUCAGCAACAGCUGGAAGCAUUUCAGACAUUUCGGCAACAGACUCUGGAGAAUAUUAACACGGUACAGUCUAAAUUCCGUGAGAUACUAAAUAAAAAUAAAAAUAAAAAUACAUGCGAAAGGAAAACUCCACUAUGUAGUUCAGACAAGAUUCUGCACACGAUGACUUGCACACGAAGCGAUGCACCUCUGCUUAUGGAAAAUCCUGAAUCGCUGCCUGCUAAGAGAAAAGUUCAUCAUGAUCAACAACCCUGUUCAGAUGAGCACGUGGAAGCAAAUUCCAAUACUGGAAACGUCGUCAGUGAUACAAAUAUUCCACACAGGAUUUCGCUUAAAACUGUAGCAACUGAAAAGGCUGGAAAUUCAGAAGAUCUGUUUGGAAACAACAGGAUACUUGCAAUCGAAAAUGAACAUAAAUGUGGACAUUUGCUAUCUGGCACUCAUUUGGAGACAGAAAGGCUGAAUGCUGCCCAUGAGAACGUCAUUUUGAGUGAAUCUAAACAUCAUAUACUUUCUCCCAAGUUUGGGAAAGGAUUUCAUAAAGUAGACAACACUAACUAUCCUACCAAGCUGCUGAAACAAGAACUUCAGAAGUCAGUCCAUAGUGAUUUGGAUUCGUUAGCAGAUAAUACAGAAAAAUCUGGCUUUUUAUCCAGAGAAAAGUUAAAUAACUUAAAAGAAGGUGCAGAAAUGGCAACCUCUUCAGAUGAAUCACAUACUGGUUUAGUUCCAGUUAAAGAAAAUGGCCUACAUUUUGAUCAAGAAUUUUAUAAAGGCUCCAAAUGUGCCAAUGUAUGGGGUGGUUCUCCUACAACAGUAUACAGUGAAAAAGCAGAAUCUCAAAGCAAAAAUGGACAUAAAGAAUUCAGAAUCAAUUACAGUGAACGUGACAGAUUCCAGGUUAAUUCCGAGAUGGUGAAAGAUAAGCUACUAAUGCUUGAUAACAAAGAGCAACUAAAAAAAGAAAAAGAGCAACAACAGACUACUUUAAGUCAAACGUUACUGAGGCCAGGAAAUCAGACGUUCAGCAAAAUCAAAGUAGCCUCUGAAUAUGAUGGCAAAAUCGACACAUUGCAAGAGUCCCUGAAAAAUUUUGAGCAUUUGCAAAAACCAGUACAUGAUCGUCUGAAUGAUAGUUUAGCUCUUAAGAACAAAGCGGAACCUCUUACUGUUACCAUACAGUCUUCGGAAGAAAAAAUAUCAACAUGUAAUACGCAAAUUAAGGAUUUAGCUGAAGAAAAGAACAGUGUGCAAAUCCAGUUGGUUAAAUCACAAGAAGACAACAAGGAAUGUAUUAAGGAAGCAAAGAACUCCUUAAGAAAAUGUAAAGAACUCCAAAACCAGAAAAACAUCCUUGAGGAAGAGAGGAAUCAACUCCAUAAUGGAAACCAGCAUUCAAUACAGACACAACAUGAUUUUCCAAUUAGGAACCAGAAAGUAGAAGAAAAGAUGACCGCUGUUACCUGUGAAAGAGAGAGGCUCAGUGUAAUCCUAAAGCUCUUGCAAAAGGAAUGCUUCAAGUUAAAAGAAACAAAUGAAAAACUUAAGACAGAAAUAUCCAGGCUUACAAAAGAAAAAAGUUCCCUAGAACAAGAGCCUGAAAGAAAUCAGAGUGAAAUGCAACAAAUAAAAGAAAAAGAAACCACAAUAAAAUCUGAACUGGAAACUCAUCUUCAGUUAAUGCAAACACUGGAAGCCAAAAAAAUUAACCUUGAAAUAACCCUACAAGAAUGUUCUAAUACUGAACAGAUGCUGCAGAAGGACUUUGAGAAACUCCAAUCCAAUAAGGCUUAUACAAAAAAGAAACUCAUGACUGAACUCAGAAAUGCAAAGGCAGAUAUUGAUCUUUUAAAGUCUAACUUGACCAGUGCAAACAGAGAAUGCAAAAGGUUAUCAACAGCAGUAACAAACGUCACAGAGGAAAAUCAGUUACUUAAGAAAGAACUGCAAGAAUAUAGACAAGGCACUUCCAAAUGUGAUGCCUGGCUGCGUCAGUGCGGUGAGGGGACCAGCGCGCUGGUCUGUCCCCCUCCUGCUCUUCAGGGGGGCCCGGGAUGGAUAGUGUGGCCAAAGCAGCCUCCUGCGGAGGAACCGACAUCGGUGGGAGGAAAACCAGUACAGAGGAGAGCCAGUGCUGGAAUGAAGGGCUGUCCCGCCUUCUCCGGGUCCAGCCCCCACACCUGA